This is a messenger RNA of Ipomoea nil (Japanese morning glory), 2064 nucleotides long. Its product is annotated as putative late blight resistance protein homolog R1B-13. Bases 1 to 2064 code for a protein of 687 amino acids. NCBI's taxonomy places the organism in Eukaryota, Viridiplantae, Streptophyta, Magnoliopsida, Solanales, Convolvulaceae. The record is from RefSeq and is a predicted model, not a curated record. Gene Ontology annotation, molecular function: alpha-tubulin binding; ADP binding. The transcript has 2 exons. Gene Ontology annotation, biological process: protein folding.
AUGGCUUGUGUUGCAUUGACUUCUCUGAUGGCUACCAUUGAGCUUGAAUUUUUGCAUCCCAACCACAGAGUGUCUCUUCUUCAUCAUGAUGAAAAGCCUUUGAAAUCUCUGCUUCAGAAGCUUUCUUCAUUGGAAGCCUUUCUGGAGAAGGAAUACAACAACGCUGUGGGUGGUGUUCCAAUCCAACGACAUCUGCUAAACAAAAUCAGAGACUUUUCACUCAAAGCUGAAGAUGCCAUCGAAAUACAACUCAGUAACAUCCUUCAACUUCAACAAAAAGCUCAUCAAGGGGAACUCCAUCUCCAUCUCCAUCUCCAUCAAAGCUUGCAAGAAGUGGCAAAGGAGGCAGAAGAGUUGUUGAAGGUUAUCAACAAUCAAGAUGUUUCUCCUCCGUUGAUUGGUUGGUCAGAAGCUGCAGCUUCUCACCCUCACAACAUUAUUGUAUCGUCGUCGGGUGUAACCUUGCAAUGCUCUCCACUGUUUAAGGAGUAUGUAGUACCGGGUAUUCGUAGCUAUUACUUGACAUUGAAAGCGAAGCUUCUUGAUGAUAUCUUAUCUCCAGAACGAAGUGUAAUCACAAUUGUUGGAGUCCCAGGCAUUGGAAAGACUACUUUUUGUAAAAUGAUGUAUACAGACAAGGUUGUACCACAUUUCGACAUUCACGCUUGGAUUACUAUUCCGCCAAGAUACAAUGGGGAUGUGCAACAACUACUGUGCCACCUUCUUCAAUCAAUGAGGCCAACCCUCCUCAAUCAAGAAAUUGACAUGCUGCAGGGAAGCACUGUUUCUCAACUAAAAAACCAACUGCACAAACACUUGAAAUGCAAGAGAUAUUUCAUUGUUUUGGAUGAUGUCCCUAACACUCUGCUUUGGGAUGAUAUCCACCAAUGUUUUCCCGAUGAUUCAAAUCGAAGUCUGAUAUUGCUAACCACUCCUUUCACGGAUGUGGCUGAGUACAUCAGCAGAGAUAGAGAUUCCAUCAACAUCCUGCCUUACCUAGAUGGUCUUCACAGUUGGUUUUUAUUUUCCAACAGAUUUUCUCCUAAAGAGCAGAUGACACCUAAAUUUGAAGAAAUUGCGAGGCAUCUUGUUGAGGAUUGCCGCGCUCAAUUGUUACAGUUGCAGACCUGGUUUGAGAGUUUUGAUGAUGUAGUAUCAAGUAAUUCAAAUUUGCAAACACUUACUGUUCCUGGCAUUGAAGAAUCAACACUUGGAGCACGUACUCUUCAUGUAUUGCCAUCCAAAAUUUGGGAGUCGCAACAUUUAAGGCAUCUCAAACUUGGGGAUAUGUAUAUGAUAGAUCCUCCAAACAUGGUUAAAGAGCAUUUGCAAACAUUAGUUUGUACAAUGCCAAUUCAUUUCAGGAAAAAAGAAGUGUAUUAUUGCAAGUUUCCAAACAUAAGAAAACUGAAAGUUGUGUAUAAAGAUGUCUUAGUGCCGGGUUGUAGCGGUGGGCGAUGUUGCAGAAAUCCUAUCAUCAUUCUGGAGAAUUUUGCGGAUUUAUUGAUGUUGGAGAUUCUAACGGUUACGGUUCCAGUUGGUAGUAUAACCCUUUUACAGCGGCUUGGUUUUCCUGCAAAUUUGGAGAAGUUGAGGUUGAGUGGGACUAAUUUUCCAGUGAAGGUUUUAACGGUAAUUGGACAGUUACCGAAGCUGAAGGUACUGAAACUAGAGAAUGCUUUCUAUGGCAGAGUGUGGGAAUUGGUUGAAGGAGAAUUCCCAAUAUUAGAAGUGUUGGAGAUUGAAUCCAGAAGUCUGGAGCGAUGGGUGGCCAAUACAAAUAAUCAUUUCCCAAUGCUUCGGGAGAUAUUCUUAAAACGUUGUUAUUCUCUAGAAGAGAUCCCUCCUAUAAGUGUAAAUAAGUACCUACGGUUUUGGACAAUUAAGUUGGAGCAAUGUCAUCCUUCUGUUGCCACUUCUGCCGAGAUGUAUCAAGAAGAGAUGAGGCGCAACAAAUAUUUUGCACCUCGCAUUAUUUUUGUUGACACUUCUGCCAAGAUGUAUGAAGAAGAGAGGAGGCCGCACAACGAAUUUGUUGUACCUCGCAUUACUCCAUUUUGUUGA